This is a messenger RNA of Pseudomassariella vexata, 1227 nucleotides long. RefSeq lists its product as uncharacterized. NCBI's taxonomy places the organism in Eukaryota, Fungi, Ascomycota, Sordariomycetes, Amphisphaeriales, Pseudomassariaceae. The record is from RefSeq and is a predicted model, not a curated record. The annotation marks the transcript as partial. The transcript has a single exon.
GUUGACCUCUCGUCGCCACGCUCUCCCUUCAUUGCAUGGCCCUUGAAGCGCGUCUGCGCAGAAGCAACGUUUGUGCCCGGCUUAGUCUUCAUCUGCGACAACAACAGCGGCGGCCCAGGUAAUAUCCGCAACUUCAUCCUGACCUGUGUCCGCUAUGCCAUCGAGGCGGGCGCCACGGCUCUCAUCUUACCCCGAAUCCGCACUCGCUCAGAAGAUAAUCUCUCGAAUAUCUUCCGCGACUAUGAGCCGUUCGGCUACAUGUUCGACGAGGUCCAUUUCCGAGCCGGUAUGGGCGCCGCUUGUCCGCAAAUCAAGAUAUAUGCAGAGCUGGAGAGUGUACCGGGAGUGAUUGCCAAGAUGGAAAAGGAGAAAUUACUGUUGGAAAAGAUGGUCGAGAUGAUUGCCCCGAAAGACUACGGGAAUCGAGGGGGCUGUGAUCGAAGGGACCCUAAUAGGCACACGGAUCGAUUCGGGCAGUCAUUCAGAAAAUGGAUGAAUGAAUCAGCAAGUGAACGGGGUUUGGACGCGGUUACUCGGGAUAAACCGAGACUUAUUCGGCUUAGAUGGGGAGUAAUCUGGGAUUGGCCAAUUUACCGGGAUGGACAAGACUUUGUGGCGACAUAUGGAGGCCUGCUAAGAAUCAGAGAUGAUAUUCUGGAUCUUGGGGGUAGCAUUAGUGCCGCUAUGCGAAGCUUAGUUGGUUCGAGUAAUGCUAACGAAUUAGGGGCUGGUAGAGGAUUCUUGGGGGUUCAUCUGAGGACAGAAAGAGACGCUUUGGAGCAAUGGCCCUCUUAUGGCAAUCAAAUCGCUGGUUAUAUAAGACAGGCGGAGAAUCAAGGGUUCCGAGGCGGAGUGGCGUAUUUGGCGUCAGGCAACGAGACCGAGGCCCAAAGAUUCGCCAAGGAUGCUUUAAAGGAUGUCGGUUUGCACGUCUAUUCCAAGCAUGACGUCCUGCAAGGUUCUGAUCUGGAGAGGCUGAAGUCUCUAAGCUGGGAUCAACAGGCCUUAGUGGAUUUCGCGGUUUUGCUUGAAUCGGACUAUUUCGUUGGGGUGAGUCCUAGCAGUUUCAGUAUCAACGUAGCAAUGAAGAGACAUCUGAAGGGGGAUGGAGUAUACACAAGGCCGUGGAAAGUCGGUGGUCCCGGAGAUGGACGGAGCUGGUUGGUGGGCAGAUAUGAAAAGUACUGGGAGGACUGGCUGUUCAUGUUUGAUGGAAUGUGGCCUUGA